AUGACUGUGGUAUCCCAAGAGAACUACGACGAGACUGUGGCCAUUACUCCUUUGUUGCAAGAUGUUCCUGACGUGGAGCCAGUGGACCAGGAACGCAGCGAAAGGGUGGUCAUCAACAUCUCAGGUCUGCGCUUUGAGACGCAAUUAAAGACCCUCUCCCGCUUCCCGACCACGCUUUUGGGAGAUCCAUGUAAACGGAUGCGCUUCUUUGACCCACUGAGAAAUGAGUACUUUUUUGACAGGAACAGGCCGAGCUUUGAUGGCAUCCUCUAUUAUUACCAGUCAGGGGGUCGGCUUCGGAGGCCUGUGAGUGUACCUGUGGAUAUUUUCCUGGAAGAAAUAAAGUUUUAUGAACUUGAUGAAGAAGCCAUAGAGCUUUUCCGAGAAGAUGAAGGCUUGUCAAGAGAAGAGGACCGCCCGCUGCCUACCAACGAAUUUCAGCGACAGUUAUGGCUCCUGUUUGAGUAUCCAGAGAGUUCAGGACCUGCACGGAUAAUUGCCAUUGUGUCAGUUAUGGUUAUUUUGAUAUCCAUUGUUAUAUUCUGCUUGGAGACAUUACCUGAAUUUAGAGAAGUUCCCAUAGUGCACAACAACAACGGAAGUGCACAGGGCAAAGCGAUCAGCCCCUUCACAGAUCCAUUUUUCAUAGUGGAGACACUUUGCAUCGUGUGGUUCUCAUUUGAAUUCACUAUGAGGUUUCUUUCCUGUCCUAGCAAAGCAGUUUUCUUUAAAAACAUUAUGAACCUGAUUGAUGUUGUGGCUAUAGCUCCAUAUUUUAUCACUCUGGGCCUAGAUCUUGCGGAGCAUCAAGGCAGCAGUCAGCAGGCUGCCUCUUUGGCCAUACUGAGGGUCAUUCGUCUGGUCCGUGUCUUUAGGAUUUUUAAACUCUCCAGACACUCCAAGGGUCUCCAGAUUCUUGGCCAAACACUUCAUGCAAGCCUCAGGGAGCUGGGACUGCUCAUAUUCUUUCUGAUAAUUGGAGUGAUUUUAUUUUCCAGUUCGGUUUAUUUUGCAGAAGCUGAAGACCCUGAGUCUGUAUUUACAAGUAUUCCUGAUGCCUUUUGGUGGGCUGUGGUGACAAUGACCACAGUUGGUUAUGGAGACAUGUGCCCCUCCACCAUUGGAGGGAAGUUCAUUGGAUCUUUGUGCGCCAUCGCCGGAGUACUCACCAUAGCAUUACCUGUUCCUGUAAUCGUGUCCAAUUUCAAUUAUUUCUACCACAGAGAGAACGACGACGAUGAAAACCUUCAAUAUGUACACGUGACUUGUGGGCAGCAACCACAACACUCCCGUGUUGAAAGUGAUUCAAACAAAAGUAAUCAGUCGCUGUCCAAAGCAGGGUCCUAUCAGGAAAGCGACGACUUGGAAACUUUAGCAUGUCCAAACAUAAACCCACUGGAGAAAUACACGGGGAAACUGACAAAUGUAUGA
Molecule: messenger RNA, 1431 nt
Organism: Monopterus albus (swamp eel)
Lineage: Eukaryota; Metazoa; Chordata; Actinopteri; Synbranchiformes; Synbranchidae
Product: shaker-related potassium channel tsha2-like
Exons: 1
Coding region: 1-1431 (476 amino acids)
Biological process (GO): protein homooligomerization; potassium ion transmembrane transport; action potential
Cellular component (GO): membrane; voltage-gated potassium channel complex
Molecular function (GO): protein binding; delayed rectifier potassium channel activity
Source: RefSeq, a predicted model, not a curated record